AUGGAAAUGGAAGGAGAUGAAAGGGUUUUUGAUGAAAUUUUAAAAAGGCUACCUUCUUAUGAGGCAUAUAGUAAAUUUAAUUCAGAUGAAAAUCUGACUGAAAACAGUAUUUGUAAGGAAGAAAAUUAUACAAAAUGCGUUGACAAAGUUGCUUGUACAAACCUUUGUAAAAAAAUUGAAAGAAAUUUUAAAUAUUUAUCAGAAAUAAGUAAAUCAAAGGAUUAUAAUAGCCAUUGUUUAAAUCACACAUAUUGGGUAAAUGAAGAAAUAAGGAAUUUGUUUAAAUCAAGUUCAAGUAAUAAUAUAGGAGAUGUUGUUAAAGAAUUUGUUAGGUUAGGAUCUUUUCUUAGUACCGAUUAUAGGAUAAAUAAUUGUAAUUACUUUGUUCAUGAAAGCUUAGAAAAACUGAAUAAUAGAAAAAAAGAGAAAUAUUUAUAUGAUUAUUUUACAAAUUAUAGUUUUAUUAAAAAUAAAAAUACUUGUACGGAUGUUAGUAUAAAUAAAUAUAAAAGUUACAUUAAUGCUAUCAGUAAAUUAUACGAAGAUAAAAAAAAAAGUUGUUGUUGGAAUAAUUCAUCGUUGUGCCCACGUUAUUUCUUGAAAUGCGAUGAUGAGUAUAAUCCUAAUAAUCUCCUAUCUGCAUUAGGAUCUACAGGUGUGGAAAAUUGUGAUGGACUAGAAAGUCUUAGAAAAACUAAAACAGUUGAAAAUGAAUUGCAUUCUAAAUUUUUCGAAGAAGAAUUUUUGGACUCAAUUCUUUUUACUACUUGUAAUAUUAAUAAAGAAAGCAGAAAUUUAUCAUGUGGUUUAGUUUCAGCAUCUUACUUGACACGAAAUAUGAAUGUCGUUGAAAACAGUGAAGAACAACGGAAUAAUGAAAGAUAUUCAGGAGGUAAAAAGGCAGAAUACAGUGUAAAUCAAGAAGUGGUUGAGCAACAUAAAGAAAUUAGGAAAAAAGCAGGACUUAUUAGUUUAGAAAAAAAAAAUAACAUGAUUUCCCCCCAAAAAGGAAAACAGAUAGAUCUUAGAUGGAAAUUAGACGCAGAGGGAAAACUGCAUUGUCCUACUAAGAAAUCGAAGGGAGAUACGUUAGAACUUUGCAGGUAUGUAGAAGAACUGGUUAAGCAAGAUAUUCUUAUGAAAGAAGAAAAUUCUAGAGUUUAUCGAUUAAAGGAGGGAAAAACAUGGCCAACGCAAGCAUUAAAUAUAUUUGUUAAAAGAAUUGGUGAAAAUGAAUCAGCGGAACGUUAUUCAGGACGUAUACAAGUUUUAAACUCUAAUCAAAUAACAUUUUCUGAUGAUAAAAAUUCAUUUGAUCAAGAAAAUAUUGGAAAAUAUACAGAAUCUAAUAUAUUACAAAAUACUUUUGUUCGUAUUUCCAUUGUAACUGCUUUAGUAAUGGGAAUAAUUUUUGUUUUAUUUUUUUAUGUUAAAUUUACUCCCUUUGGAUCAUGUAUAUGUAAAGCUAGAAAAAGGAAAAAAAGAUAUAGGAAUAAUUUCUCUGAAUUAAGUACUCAAAGAUUCCCAAGGAGAUUCAUAAAACGUACAUAUAGGAAUUCUGAAAGGAGGAGAUUUAGUGUAGUAAAUAUACAAGAAUGA
Messenger RNA from Plasmodium malariae, 1599 nucleotides. RefSeq names its product PIR protein. The record is from RefSeq and is a predicted model, not a curated record. The coding region runs from base 1 to 1599 and encodes 532 amino acids. The transcript has 3 exons. NCBI's taxonomy places the organism in Eukaryota, Apicomplexa, Aconoidasida, Haemosporida, Plasmodiidae.